AUUUUUAUGCUCAAGAAUAUAGAGAAAAUACCUCUUCUGCAAUAGAAAAAAUUGUAGUAAUUCUUAAUGAUCAACAAGAAUAUAGACGUGUAUGGAUAAAUUUGGCAUUUAUUAAAAAUUAUGGACAACAAUUCGUAUGA
Scutellospora calospora is the source of this 140-nucleotide messenger RNA. The record is from the annotation of a GenBank genome assembly. NCBI's taxonomy places the organism in Eukaryota, Fungi, Glomeromycota, Glomeromycetes, Diversisporales, Gigasporaceae.